Messenger RNA from Tripterygium wilfordii, 3301 nucleotides. Its product is annotated as receptor-like protein 7. NCBI's taxonomy places the organism in Eukaryota, Viridiplantae, Streptophyta, Magnoliopsida, Celastrales, Celastraceae. Gene Ontology annotation, molecular function: protein binding. The record is from RefSeq and is a predicted model, not a curated record. The coding region runs from base 9 to 2966 and encodes 985 amino acids. The transcript has a single exon.
UACGGUUUAUGGCCUUACUUUUCUUACUAUUAAUCUUGGCUUUUCCAAUGCACAUGACACCACUCCUAUGUCACCAUGAAGAAAGCUUAGCAUUGCUGCAAUUCAAGGGAAGCUUUGUCAUCGACAAGUCAGCUUCGUCUGAUGCCUCUGCUUAUCCAAAGAUGAUAUCAUGGAAUCAACAAGGAGAGAAUCCAGACUGCUGCUCGUGGGAUGGUGUGGUGUGUGAUCAGCACACCGGGCGCGUCAUUAGCCUUGACCUCAGUAGCAGUUGCCUCUAUGGUUCUAUCAAUUCCAACAGCAGCCUCUUCGGUUUAGGCCACCUUCAAAGGCUUAAUCUCGCGGACAAUCAUUUCAACUCCUCCCAAAUCCCAUCCGGAUUUCGCAGUUUUCCAAGGCUAACUUAUCUCAAUCUCUCCUCCUCCAAAUUCUAUGGUAAGAUUCCAUUAGAAAUAGCAGGGUUGAGUAGAUUGAGAUAUCUUGAUUUGACAGGAGAUUUGGAUGCAUCUCAAGCAAGAAUGUUGGAGUUCACAAGUCCUAACCUGAUGUGGCUAGUUCAAAAUUUAACUCACAUUGAGAAACUGCAUCUUGACCAUGUAGACUUAUUUGCUGCAAUCCCUGAAAAAGUUGCAAAUUUGUCUUCAUUAUCAUCUCUUAGUCUCUAUAAUUGUGGCUUGCUUGGCAGAUUUCCAAUGGGAAUUUUUGAACUACCAAACCUGCAGUUUCUCAAAGUGGGGGAGAAUGAAAAACUUGUUGGUCAUCUGCCUGAAUUUCAUUGGGGCUCUCCUCUUAAGUUUUUAAUGCUUCACCGCACAAAUUUCUCAGGUGAACUACCUCCUUCAAUAGGAAACCUUCAUUCCUUGACUGGAUUGGAUAUUGUUAGAUGCAACUUUGGGGGCCCAAUCCCAUCUUCUCUCGGUAAUCUUAGCAAGAUCACCGUCCUUGAACUCGGUGAGAAUAACUUUUUUGGCGAAAUCCCUUCUUCAUUGGCAAACCUUACAAAGCUUACCUCUUUCUCAAUUUCAGGCAAUCGUAAUUUUAGUUGUGGGUCCUUGUCCUGGCUUGAAAAGCAAACCGAAUUCAUUCAGUUGGGCCUUCAAGAUUGCAAUAUAACUGGUGAAAUCCCUCACUUUCUAAAAAAUUUCACUCGACUCAAUCGUUUACAACUCUGGUCUAACCGUUUAAGAGGUCAAAUUCCACAUUGGCUAACAAACCUCACUCGGUUAGCCGUCUUAGAUCUUAGUUACAAUGAAUUCCACGGCCCUUUUCCUCAUCAAAUUUCAGAACUUCUAAAUCUUGAAGCUAUUUAUUUGAACGCAAAUCACUUGAGCGGCAUUGUUAAUCUAAAUCCAUUUUUUGACCUCCAAUACAUGAAGACAUUUUUUAUAUCAGAGAAUGAUUUUACAUUGCUCCGUGUGACCAAUGGAAAUGCUACUCUUCAAAAGUGGUUCAUACUAGGACUUGGCUCAUGCAACCUGAAGGAGUUCCCCGACUUCCUUAGGUACCAAGAUAAACUGGAGAUGUUGGAUCUCACUGGAAAUAAAAUCCGCGGCCAGAUUCCGAGCUGGUUGUGGAACAUAAGCAAAGAAACUUUGGAGGUGGUUGUUAUUGGUUUCAAUUUUUUGACCGGCUUCGAGCAACCUUCAUUGAUCUCGCGCCUUCCUAAUCUAAAAUUCCUAGGGCUACGUGGUAACAAGAUCCAAGGUCCAAUCCCCAUACCACCACCUUCCAUUCUCGACAUUACCUUCUCAAAUAACAGUUUCAGUGGAGAAAUUUCUUCAACCUUCUGCAGUCUACCUUACCUACACGUCCUUGACUUGUCAUUCAACAACUUGAGUGGCAUGCUUCCGCAAUGUUUGCUCGAGAAGGUGAACAAUCUGAACAUUUUAAAUCUUGAACACAACUUCUUCAGCGGAACCAUUCCUAGAACUUUAACGAAUGGCAGUAAGUUGAGGAUGAUCAAUUUAGGUCACAAUGCACUACAAGGAACAUUACCGAGGUCAUUGGCUAAUCAUACAAUGUUAGAGAUUCUACAUCUUGGUGACAAUGAGAUUAGUGACACAUUCCCCUUUUGGUUGGGAGCUCUACAUAAUCUAGAAGUCCUAAUCUUGAGAUCCAACAAACUGUUUGGUGCAGUUGGAAGCCCUGCAACCGGAUUCGAGUUCUCUAUGUUGCAGAUCAUUGACAUCGCCCACAACAGUUUCACCGGCGUUAUACCAUCUCAGUACUUUCAGAAGUGGAAUGGCAUGAGAAAUUCUGAUGUGGAUCACUUUUCGUAUAUGACAGAAACUAUAACUUUGUCGGGUUUUAGUUUCGAGUUAAAACGAAUUUACAAUUAUCAACUAACUUUGGUUAACAAAGGUGUCAGCAUGGAUUAUAAGAAGAUACCUCACGUCUUUGCAGCUAUUGAUCUUUCCAGCAACAAAUUUGAAGGGGAGAUACCAGAAUCCAUUACAACUUUGAAGAAUCUCCUUUUCCUUAACCUUUCCAACAACCGCCUCUCAGGCCACAUCCCAUUGGCUAUAGAAAAUCUCACAGAGCUGGAAUCAUUGGAUUUUUCGAGCAACAUGCUUUCAGGAAAGAUUCCAGAGGAGCUCACACAGCUAACAUUUCUUUCAGUCUUUAAUGUCUCUUGUAAUCAGCUCAUAGGUCCUAUACCACAAGGAAAACAAUUUGCUACAUUCGAGAACAACUCAUACAAGGACAACCUGGGAUUGUGUGGGAAGCCAUUGUCGAAGUUGUGUGGAAAUGCAGGGGAAUCACCUCCAUCACCUUCGACUGGUGAAGAUGAUCAGAGCUCGGGUGGUUCUUCAACAUAUGUUUUGUGGAUGAUAGUUGCCAUUGGAUAUGCAAGUGGACUGGUUGUUGGUGUUGUGGCAGGAUUCAGAUUCACCGCAUCAAAACAUGAAUGGUUUGUGAAAACCUUUGGCAGGAGGCAACAAAACAGGACAAGGCUGAGAAGAAGGUGACAAAGAGUUUGAAUUUUUUGAGGCAUUUCCUGAUCAUUUAUACAUGGUUCAAAGUUCAAACAUCUUCUUAUGUUGAUUCCAGUUCUCUGUGUGUGUUGCAUGGCAGUGAGGUUUGCUUAGUUAUGUGAUGUUUUUCUUGUCUUCACUUGACUUCGUCCUUGUUAUAUGUUUGACUAGUCAUGUUGUGUUUUAUAUUGCUUUUAUAUUUUAUGCUUGUGAAUGAGCCAUGUUGGCUAGCUAGUUCUAGAAACUAGUUUGUAUCUAAAAGCAAGUUUGUCUUCUCUUGUGGUUGUACUUGUACUUGUUAUUGCAGAAUGAAAUACGAAAGUUCUUUC